This is a messenger RNA of Zootermopsis nevadensis, 3030 nucleotides long. RefSeq lists its product as uncharacterized. Lineage: Eukaryota; Metazoa; Arthropoda; Insecta; Blattodea; Termopsidae. The record is from RefSeq and is a predicted model, not a curated record. Gene Ontology annotation, molecular function: chitin binding. Gene Ontology annotation, cellular component: extracellular region.
AGUUAAGAGUCUGAUAAAUCGAUGGUAUUUUAAACCUGCCCCCUCAAGUUCAUGGCUUCUGAACGUAGCCGUACGGUACUGCAUUAAUCCGACAAAAGUGGGGUUAAGGUUCUUUGAUAUUAAUGCGUCCCUCUUUUGGCAGCUUGUGCGAAUUUGCUCUUUUACUGCAGAAGGGAGAAACAGGGGAGUGUGAUCUCGGGUGGGGAUCCUUAUAAAUAUAACCGACGCCAGCGACCCUGACACUGGUGUGCCGGUGUGCAGUUUUUCCUGGCUAGGGAGGAGACAUGAAGUUCGCAAGGCAGAGUUCAGUCGUCUUCGCCCUCAUCUUGGUCGCUCAGCAGGCACGAGCGUUGACCGCUUUCGGCGAUCUCGGUCGAUAUGGUGACGUUAACAGCGAGAUUCCGAGCAACACGCCGGAAGAUGACGACUACCAACAGCGUCAAAUCCAACAGUGGCAGAUCGCUGUACAAGUGCCACCAAAUGUAGCCCAGGGUGGACCAGGAAAUUCGCCUCCUCCGGGCAGCGUGUGGAUCCAAGUGCCCACCGGAGGCGGAUACCCCCAACAGCCUACAGGCUAUCCCCCGCAAGGAGGUGGAUAUCCACAACAACCAGGUGGAUAUCCUCAGCAACCAGGUGGGUCUCCCCAGCAAUCAGGAACGUAUCCUCAACAGCCAGGCGGUAACACUCAACAACCAACAGGUGGAUACCCUCAACAACCUGCUGGUAGUUAUCCGCAACAACCAACAGGUGGAUAUCCACAACAACCAACAGGUGGAUAUCCUCAACAACCUUCUGGCGGUUACCCACAACAACCUGCUGGCAGUUAUCCGCAACAACCAACAGGUGGUUAUCCUCAACAACCUUCUGGCGGUUACCCGCAAAAGCCCUCUUCAGAAGUACCUACAGGAGGCUACAAUCCACCCAAACCAGUUGGUGCAAACACACAGCAACCGUCGGGAGGGUACCCUCAAAAACCUACAGGACAAUAUCCCCAACAACCAUCCGGAGGAUACCCCCAACAACCAUCCGGAGGAUAUCCCCAACAACCAUCCGGAGGAUAUCCCCAACAACCAUCCGGAGGAUAUCCCCAACAACCAUCCGGAGGAUAUCCCCAACAACCAUCCGGAGGAUAUCCCCAACAACCAUCCGGAGGAUAUCCCCAACAACCAUCCGGAGGAUACCCCCAAAAACCUUCCGGAGGAUACCCCCAACAGCCUUCUGGAGGAUAUCCUCAGCAGCCUUCUGGUGGGCAAUUUGAGUCCACGCCUGCUCCAUUCCCAGCACCGGGACCGGGGCCGAUACCAUCAAAUGAACUUAAUCCAGGACAGGAGACGGGCUCUAACGCUGGGGCGGCUUUAGUAGAGUUGAGAAAAUUCUGCCUGUCUCCACGUGGCCAGUUUCCCAUCGACAAGUCAUGCAGCAAAUUUGUCAACUGCUGGGACGACGUCGCAAUAGAAAGUGAUUGUCCGGGUGGACUUGUGUUCAGUCCAGCUGGCUUCUGCGAUUACCCUUACAACGUGGACUGCGGAAACCGCUUGACAGACCAACCUCCUCCAGUGAGCGAAAAAGGACUGUGCCCUGGGCCGUACGGGGCGUACAGGGCUGCAGACAGCUGUUCAGGCUUCAUCGUGUGUGUCACUGGGACACCCUACAAAUUCCAAUGUCCCGACGGACUCCACUACAAUGACGAACUCGGAGUGUGUGACUAUCCUUACAACGUAGACUGUCGCGGGACGCCGAUAGGGCUUCCGGCUGUGACCCAGGAGACUACAGCGACGCCCUACCCAACAACCGGCAUCAACCCCAGCAACGAAACCAACGUCUACAGCGGCACGUACGACACCUGGCUUAAGAGGAUUCCAGCGAGUUACACGCAGAGGAGAUACAAACGCUUAGUGAAGAAGGAUUAAUUCUAAUGGUUUUCAGGCCUGACGUGAAACCGGAUCUGCAGCCAAUGGCCCCAAGUUAGAACGUGAAGGCACUAACUCCCUCUACAGAGGUUCGCAGUGGUACUUGGGACUCAGCAACUCUGCAUCCUACUGCAUCCUACAGGAUCUUAACGAUUCGAGAGAAAUCCUGAACCCGACUGCGGAAAGUGAAUGAACAAGACGUAAUUCAGGAGUAGAAUUCUUAAUUUCGAAAUUUAAAUCUUGAUAUUAACAUUGGACUUAAGAAAGUUAUUUCAGUGUUUUUACCGAGUUCUUCUACAAUUCAUGUGAUAAAAGCUGUAUUACUUCUAAAUUUGUAUGGAGGAUAAAUUAUAGAUUUAUGUCUUGCGAUCUACUGUUAGUAGGAGUUCUAUAUCAAAAAAGUAGAAAACCAGAAAUACUUUCUAAAAUUUUUAAUUUUACGUGUUAUAAAAUCCAGAAUUAUUGGCAUAAAUUCUCGAUCUGGAGGCCUAAUCAACAAGUUCCAAAAGUCGGUAAACACAUACAUAGUAAUUUAUCUGUAUUAACGGGAAGGAAACUUCCACACGGUAUUGUACAACCUUUAACUAAAUUUUAUGAAAUUUUACAAGAAGAAAUUUCAUCGGAUUAAAAUCGAAGUAGUUUCGCUCAAUGGAAAAGAUAUUCAGCACCAUACACAGACGUUGUGCAGAAGAGAUAAUUUUUAAUAUUUUAAUUAAUUUAUGAACAGGACUGUGCAAAAGUCAGGACACACUAGAAAUCAAAACACAUAUAAAUAUAUUUCUUCUAUGCGAUUUUACAUUUAAUUUGUUCGAUAUCAUACAUAUCUUCACAUAUAACUUAAAAAACACGUAACAGCAAAUGAUCUUGUUACUUCAAGUAUUCAAAAUGGUCGCAUUCGGUGGAUGACCAGUGUGUCUUAGCUUUGACACCAAUCUGUAUGACAUAUUAGCAAUUCGAGUAGACAGAAUUAAAACGAUGUGUGCAAGGGGUUAAUUAAUCUCUUUAAAACUAACUAACUAACUAGAUGGCUUACCGAACCCGAAGGUUCAUCACCGAAUUAACCAAAGCCCUCCACCGGACCCUGUCCUGGGCCAACAAAAUCCAGUCUCCUCCAACUCCU